This is a messenger RNA of Dissoconium aciculare CBS 342.82, 2055 nucleotides long. Its product is annotated as YccV-like-domain-containing protein. The record is from RefSeq and is a predicted model, not a curated record. Lineage: Eukaryota; Fungi; Ascomycota; Dothideomycetes; Mycosphaerellales; Dissoconiaceae. The coding region runs from base 169 to 1965 and encodes 598 amino acids. The transcript has 2 exons. Gene Ontology annotation, molecular function: DNA binding; protein binding.
CAUUGUUCUAGUGGACAACCACCAAGCUGUCAUGACUUAACUUUGGUGCAACGGCAACGUCACGAUGUAGUCAAUCGCCACUUGAGACAAUCGUCAAUUACAAUUUAGCUUGUCGUCGCUCAAAAUUAAACGCUGGAGUCGCCAAACCAAUGACCCACCGCCGCCGCCAUGGCUGAUACACCUCACGAGCGUCAUUCUCAACUCCUCGGACUUCCAGAUGAGCUGCUCCAGUCGAUCACAGACUACCUUUCUCCGAGCUCGACUGUCGCUUUCGGCAGCACGUGUAAGAGAUGUAACAAAAUCACAGAUGAGGCCUUGGUAUGGCGUCGCCACUGUGAGGAAGGAUGGUGGUUUUGGCACGAACGACACGAUUGGCGGAAGAAGCUUCGCGAGCGGCCUGCGGAAACGGAAUGGCGACAGCUCUACAAAGAGCGCCGGCGCAUCGACUUUGAGACAGAAAAGCUGUUCGAGGCGUUGCUGAACACCCAACAACACCGACUACAACGCAUAGAAACAAUCGCCAAUCAUGGAGAUGACGUUAGAGAACUUCUCUUGGUGCAUCAGGAUGAAACACCUGACGACGCCCCCGAUGUCCUGGCGCGGCGCCACUUUGCGAAUGCAAUCUUGGGCAGGAUGAACCGGAAGUUGGCGCUUGAGAAGUGGUCCCGUUUGCAGCGGCAAGAGAUGGUCAGUUUGGAGGAAGUUCUCGGCUCGUUCGAUCUGUUUGCCAUGUCUGGGAAAAGUGCAAGAUUAAACGAUAUCGCCAAAGAGUUUGAUUACCUUGCGCGAGAGAUCCGAGAAGAGGAUCCCAAGUUCAACGAUUUGAGCAUUCGUGCCAGGGCCAUUCGCGUCGCAGAGUAUCUGCGCAAGAAGGGCCUCGUGGGCAAUUCGGCACUCGAGACCGUGGACUAUCACGCCUUACGCAACAAUUAUAUCAGCAUGGCGUUAUUCGUACCUCCACACACAUCACUACCGCUGCAAACUGCUGCUAUCUAUUGUGCAGUCGCGCGUCGACUCGGCGUCAACGCGAAACCAUCGAACUACCCCCAACACGUCCAUGUCGUGGUCGAGGCACCUCGUGACGCAACUUUGGAUGGUAAGCCCAAGCUUCCUGACUCUGCGGGCGAACUCGAAAUCAUGCAUUUGGAUCCCUGGAACACAAAUGAAGAGAUCCCGGAACAACAGUUGCGUCAACGACUGCUCCUCAUGGGUGCACCCUCACACCUGCUACACCAGCAUCUCGGCGCGGCCACUAUCAUUGAAAUCGUCCAGCGGACCGCGCGCAACAUCAUGAACUCGGUCCAGGAAGCUCGUCGCAGUGAGCCACAGCCGGGUGAUAACGAUGACGAGCAUCCGGAGCGCGAGGCAGCUUGGUACAGCAUGCUCUGGGCUCUCAUGGUCCUCGGCGGUGCCAACGCUCUGCAGCAGCGCCGCCACUGUCUACCUUACUUGCAACGCCACGUACAGCAGUACAAUCCCGAAGACCUCGGGUUGAUCCAGGAUUUCGUCAUUCCAAUGUUCGCCGACAAAGACCUUCGGGACCUGGAGGAUCUUUCGCGAUACAUCGCGGCCGUGAGAGCAGCAGACCGAAAUCUACCUCCACCUUCACCGCGAGAUUCAGAUGCGACGCGUGCGGUGCGAUACGAGGUCGGCACGGCCUUCCUACACAAGAGAUAUGGCUACGCGGGAAUAGUGAUCGGCUGGGAUGCGCAAUGCGCGGCUGAACAAGACUGGAUCCGAGAUAUGCGCGUCGACAGCUUACCUCGAGGACGCACGCAGCCGUUCUACAAUGUCCUGGCGGAUGACAACUCGAUCCGAUACGUCGCGGAAGAGAACAUCUACAUUAGUCCUGCAGGCAAGCCUCCGCCGUCACUGCUUCGAAUGGCCGGAAGGUGGUUCAAGCGCUGGGAUGAGGGUGAGGGCAAAUUCGUCAGUAAUAUUGUGGAGGAAUAUCCUGAUGAUUGAACAAGUUUGGCCUGCUCCCGACACGAUACAAUACGAUGGUAUGAUGUAUGUAACAUGAAUUCAUGAUAUGAAGAUUUCUUGACUUCUUUG